Molecule: messenger RNA, 1866 nt
Organism: Mangifera indica (mango)
Lineage: Eukaryota; Viridiplantae; Streptophyta; Magnoliopsida; Sapindales; Anacardiaceae
Product: double-stranded RNA-binding protein 1-like
Exons: 4
Coding region: 483-1571 (362 amino acids)
Biological process (GO): regulation of gene expression; rRNA processing
Cellular component (GO): nucleus
Molecular function (GO): double-stranded RNA binding; ribonuclease III activity
Source: RefSeq, a predicted model, not a curated record
AUUAGGCUAAUUUCAUUCACUUGUGACUUGUUUAUGUUUUCCAGUCGCGUAAAACUCUCCUCUAAACUCCAAGUGCGUGCAGCUGCUCUUCAGUUCCAGUUCCAGUUCCAGAGUACAGCCCUCCGCAAUCUGAAGUUCCGGCCUAUUUUCUCCGUCGACAGGGGUUUCUCAGGCGUUUCAGUUCAAGUCUUUUGACGUGCCAAUAGAAGAUUCCAGCAAUCGGGAGUUCUACGGCAAGAAGUUUGACGACGACAGCGACGUGACGACAGAAAUAUAUUUCAGAUUUGUGUUUUUCCAUUUUUUUCACUUACAAUUUUUUAAUUUUUGGCUUAAAUUGAUUGAACCCUAACUUUGGAAUUAGGGUUUCUGAAUUGGGGGUUUCGUUGGGCAACCAUACAUUUGAAGAGAGUUAGUUUAUUCAUAUUUCAGGUGUUUCAAAUUGUUAUGUAUUCAAGAGUCAAUUACAGGAAUACGCUCAAAAAAUGGGACUUCAAACGCCUGUUUAUGAGACUACUAAGGAAGGCCCAUCUCAUGAGCCUUCAUUCAGAUCUGCUGUGGUAGUGAAUGAUGUCAGAUAUGAAUCUUUGCCUGGUUUUUUUAAUCGUAAGGCAGCGGAGCAGUCAGCUGCUGAAGUUGCACUUAUGGAAUUAGCAAAACUUGGUCAAGUGAAUCCUUCCAUCUCCCACCCUGUUCAUGAAACAGGUUUAUGCAAAAAUCUACUUCAGGAAUAUGCACAAAAGAUGAACUAUGCUAUUCCAAUGUAUCGGUGCCAAAAGGAUGAAGCACCAGGACGAGUGCCUCAUUUUUCAUGUACUGUUGAAAUUGGAGGCAUUCAGUAUAUUGGCGCUGCAGCAAGAACAAAGAAAGAAGCAGAGAUCAAAGCUGCUAGAACUGCACUAUUAGCCAUCCAAUCAAGUGCAUCUGAGUUAUCUGGCUCACCAGGUGGCAAUUCUCAGCUAACUGUAAUUCCUUGCAGGAAGAGGGGAACAGAGUCGGUUGAUAAGCCUAAGGUGGACGAGACUGUAAAUGUUCCAAAGCCAAAGAAAGCUAGAUUCAAAAAGAAAACAUUGAAAAAGUUUUCUGGAGACAAAACAGGUCGCAACAUGGCUCUUAAUGUAGCUGCUAAUUUGGAUGGAUCGCAAAUUGGUCAAACUAAUGCACCUGGCAUUCAAGUUGUGGGUUCCGAGGCUAUGUUUACAGAAGAAGCAGCUAGGAAUUUCCAAGGAGGGAGACUGGACAUUGAACCAUCUGAGGGGGAAACAUUUUCUGUGAAAGAUCCUUCCACUAUAAAUGGGCAUUCAACAGCUACAAAAUGUAACCAAAGUGUUCAUGAGGCAACUGGAUAUUCAUCAGUUGUAAAUUCUAAUCAAAGUGGUCUUGAAGGUCUGAGCAGCUCAAUGUCUUAUGGAGACGCAGCUGCUUUGAUGAAGGAGGAAAAAGAGGCUAAUGUGCAGUCGACAGUUGCAAAUUCUAAACAAAAUAGUGGUGAAGCUAUAACCUUGGUAACAUCUGUAUCUUUUGAUGAUACUACUGUUUUGGCCAAGGAGGUGAAUGAGACAACUAGAGUCUAGCAGGUGUCUCCACCAGUAAAUAAUCCCAUUCUGAAGCAAUAGUACCUCAAUGAAAUAGUGUCCUUUUAAGGCUUGGAAUUUGUUUUGCAGUUAGAAAAGUUGAUGGGUGAGAGGGAUCGGUGUAUCCAGAUCUUGAAAUGAAAUGUAACGGCUUUUAUAGACUGGGAGCAUGGACCUUAUAUCUGAAUAGUAGAUGUCAUUUACUUGUUAUCUUUGUAUGCUGUAGUGGCUUCAUUCGGAACUGAUUUCCUUGGUUGUUUUACCGUGUUGAAAACUUCUUUUUAGUUUGGCUUAA